AUGAAUCAAUCAUUAGAGGUCAUAACACUUGGAGCGGGAAUGUUUAUUUUUACAUUCCUAUUGGGAUACUUGCCUACAAAACUAACUACUUCUCAAAGAAUAAUGAACUUGAUUGCUAUAUUCGGCGCAGGAUUAUUGGUUGGUUCUGCUUUAGUGGUUAUUAUUCCUGAGGGAAUGUUGGUGCUUUUCAGCUCAUUAUAAUAAUCAAACCUAAAAGCUACAUCUCUUGCAUAAACUUCUUCAGACUUAGUAAAUCAAAAUAUGCAUACAGAAAAAUAACUAUCUUAAUCACAAGCAAGAGACUUCUUAUCACAUGAUUUUCUACAACUUCACUCCCCCGGUGAAUCGAACAUAGUGAACCCUAAUAUCACAAAAUAUGUAGGUGCAUCUCUAAUUAUUGGUUUCUCGAUCAUGCUAUUGCUUGAUCAAGGUUUCUUAAUCAUAAAAGAGUGGAAAAUGAAAAAAGGGUAGAAAUAUGAGCAUUUGCAUAAUCACGAUUUGGAUCAUGAGCAUAAACACAACCAUGAUCAGGAAAAAAAUCACCAUCAUGAUCAUGAACAUAAAGUCAGUAUUGGUUCACAUGAUGCACACAACCACAGUCACAAUGAAUCUAAUGAAAAACAAGAUAAAGAACAUAAGCACAAACACGAUCAUGAACAUGAGCACAAGCAUAAAAACAAGAAGGAACUAAAAACUCCACUACUUGAGUCUUAAAAAAGUGAAAGAGAUCUAGAGUGCUCAGCUGUAAAGAAUAAUAAAUAGAAAAAAGAUAAUUGCAUUGUGGUUCAGACUGAAAAUACUACGGAAAAGCAAGCUUCUAAUGUUUUUGUUCACUAGCAUGAGGACCAUUUUCAUGCCCAUGAACACUACCAUGGAGACUCUGAAAAUAUUUUAGUAUCUACUAUAGGACUAGUAAUUCAUUCAAUUGCUGAUGGGUUGGCACUUGGAGCUUCUCUUUUCUUGAGUUUUAAAAGUGAUACUGGAUCAAGCGCUUCAGGACUUGGACUAUUAAUUUUUCUUGCAAUCCUACUUCAUAAGGCACCUGCUUCAAUUGGGUUCGGUACCUUUUUGUAUCAUGAAGGACUUAGAGAUUGGGGGUUGGCUAAGCAUCUCUUGGCAUUUACAUUAACCUGCCCAUUGACAGCAAUAUUUAGUUAUUUUGCAUUGUUGAAUUGGGAGAAAGAAUCAGAUUAACAGUUAUUAAUGUUUUGGGUUGGAAUAUUACUACUUGUCUCAGCCGGAUCAUUCCUUUAUGUAGCUACAAUUCAUAUCUUACCAGAAGUAUUCUGUAAUACAGACAUUCACAGACCUCACACUCACCAUCACUUACCUGAGGAUCAUGUUCAUGAUGAAGAGCAUUUUAGUAAAUCAAUUGAGCUCACUACUAUAAUUGUUGGAUUGAUUACCCCAUAUUUAUUGAUACUCUUCUAUGAAUGA
Molecule: messenger RNA, 1437 nt
Organism: Stylonychia lemnae
Lineage: Eukaryota; Ciliophora; Spirotrichea; Sporadotrichida; Oxytrichidae
Source: the annotation of a GenBank genome assembly